CCUUAAAAGGUGUGGCUAGCAGAUUGUUAGCUGCCGAGUAAACCUGAACUGAAAAAGACUAAAUUCUUGUUUCGCGACUCAUCGAACAUGGGGGCCUGUAUGGCAUUAUGUUCACUUGCAAGCUGUGCUUCGUGUUUGUGUGGCUCUGCCCCGUGUCUUCUCUGUGGAUGCUGUCCAUCAUCCAACAACUCUACAGUUACACGGCUGAUCUUCUCCUUCUUCCUGUUGCUGGGCACGGUCGUGUCUAUAAUUAUGAUACUGCCUGGCAUGGAGACUCAGCUUCGUAAGAUUCCUGGCUUCUGUCAAGGUGGCACCACUAUCGUAGGGAUAGAGAACCAGUUUAACUGUGAUGUGAUUGUGGGCUACAAAUCUGUUUACCGUAUGUGCUUUGCCAUGGCCUGUUUCUUCUUCCUUUUUGCUGCCAUCAUGAUCCGAGUACGGAGCAGCAAGGAUCCUCGGGCUGCUAUUCAGAAUGGCUUCUGGUUCUUCAAGUUUCUAAUCUUGGUGGGGAUCACUGUUGGAGCCUUUUUUAUCCCUGAUGGAACGUUUAAUGAUGUGUGGUUCUACUUUGGCAUUGUGGGUUCCUUCAUGUUUAUCCUGAUACAGCUGAUCCUCCUGAUCGACUUUGCUCACUCGUGGAAUGAGGUGUGGGUUAGAAAUGCAGAGGAGGGCAACAGCAAAUGCUGGUUUUUUGGUCUCCUAUUUUUUACCAUCCUGCAUUAUGCCCUGGCAUUUGCUGCUGUGGUGCUUUUCUAUCUCUAUUACACUAAACCUGACGGCUGCACAGAGCACAAGGUCUUCAUCAGCCUAAACCUCAUCUUCUGUGUCAUCAUCUCUGUGGUGUCCAUUUUGCCCAAAGUGCAGGAUGCCUCUCCACAAUCUGGUCUGCUCCAGUCAUCCCUCAUCAGUUUGUACACCAUGUACGUCACCUGGUCUGCAAUGACCAACAACCCUAAUCGGGAGUGUAAUCCCAGCCUCUUGAGUCUGGUGUCCAAUGUGAGCGUCAGCACUACACAACCUACACCAACCAGCGCUCCCGGCAUUGUGCAGUGGUGGGACGCCCAGGGCAUAGUGGGGCUCGUCAUUUUCCUCUUUUGUACUUUUUAUGCCAGUAUCCGCUCAUCCAGUAAUGCUCAGGUUAACAGGCUGAUGCAAACAGAGGAGGGUCGUGGUUCAGACGUGGACGGACCAGUGGGAGAUGACGGCCUGCGGCGAGUGGUGGAUAAUGAGGAGGACGGAGUCACCUAUAGUUAUUCGUUCUUUCAUUUUCACCUCUUCCUGGCCUCACUAUACAUUAUGAUGACUCUUACCAACUGGUACAAGCCUGACAUAAACACCAAGGCCAUGCAGAGCAGCAUGCCUGCGGUGUGGGUGAAGAUCUCCUCCAGCUGGUUGGGACUGGCUCUCUACCUUUGGACCCUUUUGGGCCCACUCAUCUUUCCCAACCGAGAUUUCAGCUGAGCCACCUUUAUCCUUAUUUAAAGAUGUGUGUGUGAAGGGGGAGUGUGCUAAUUCUCUCCUUGUUUUGGAGUUGUAGCUGUCAACAGGUAGUGUAUUAUAGGAUAAAUGGUGGAUGUAUGUUAUAUAUUUUUUGUGCAUUUUAACAAAUUUACCCUGUUAUUUUCAGAUUGUUGUGCAUUUCAUGAAGUCUCUUUACUGGUGUAGUUGUAUCUUUUCUUUAUACUUGCUGCUUGUAUUUUUAAAGGGACAACUCAGACACCGUCCUAAGACAAAAGAUGACAGUGCGGUACUAUUCAAUAGUCCAUUUGACUUUAUCGAUCUAGCCACGAAUAUGAGUCUGCAUGGUAUUGCUGCUACAAACCUUCUCUACCUAAAGUGAACACACUCUUUACUGGAGGCUCAUUUCUUUGUCAGGGCUAAAUAUUUUACAGUAGUCAAGCAAUUUGUCCUCAAGCAAUUUCAGCAGGGAUGAGAGCAUGUGAUACUGAACUUGCCCAUGGCCAUGGGGCUGUCAGAAGGGGUUGUUUAUUUCCGGCCCUCACUCGAGCCCCAUGGAGGCAGUGUGUGGGAGAGAUAAGCACUCCCUACACUAUUGCAACACAUGACACAUGCUGCAUCAUGCUUGCUUAGAACUGUAAUAUUAAAUACUGAUCUGUUUGGCAAACAUUGUGAUGAUAGUGGUGCUUUUUCACCUUGUGUUGCAGUAGAUCUUGAACAGAUAAUCAGACCUGCAAACACAAACCGUGCUGUAUAGUUUCAUGCAAUAACCUGGGUGUCAUUUCAGGGCAGGCUAGGCCAUGUUUUUAUAGUGGACUGUAGUUGUGUAAUUUUUUAACAUUUCAGAUGGUUAACUAUGUAAAACCAUGCAUGCACUAAUAUAUUUCACUACGUUUUAUUGUCGGCAACUAUAAACAAGAUGGUCUGAUAUUUGAAUCCCAGAAGCUUGGUACUACAACACUUCACUUUAUGCAUGAAGAGUCAUGUUUUUCAUGUUCAUUUCUCCCUUCUUACAUUUGAUAUUGUGAAUUGGGUAUGUGGAUAUAUUGUAUUGUAUUUUAUUUUAAUUGUAAGUGAAACAUUUCCUGUUCAAUAUUUCAUUUUAUUUAUAUAUAAUCAUUACUUAAGGAAAGACGUUCCAGUUUAACACAAUUUGCACUGUAUGUACACUUAAAUUGUCGGUUAAAAGUGAUGGUACUUUUGAGUUUGAAAUACUGUAGAUUUUAAAUCCUAUUGUCCAGUGAGUAAUGGAUUCUAGUGAUAAAUCCUAUGAUCAGUGUCCUAUGAACUUGAUUUUAAUUUCAAAAUGUUCUGUUUUUUUUUUUUUUUUUAUGCAAGUAUUGUAAAUACUGGGAUGUAUUACUUUCGUUUAGAACUGUCCUAAUGGUCAAUUGGAAAGAUUGUAGAAUUAAUACAUACUGUAAGCACGCAAAUGCCUCUGGUGUAUGUGUAUAUAUAUAUAUAUAUAUAUAUGACCCAGAGUAUCCAAUUAACACAAGUAUUCUGGUGGAUGCAUGGCUAUUGAUUUAGAAGCAACCUGCAAGGUUUUCAGUGGUGACAAAACACUAAAAGUGCCUUAAUUGAUAACCCGGCUUAUCAACAAUGUCCAGGCCUGGACCCAGACCUAGAGACACAAGUGCCUUGCUUGAUUUAUACCAUACAAAAGGCAGUUUUGGCAUUGCACAUUGUUCAGACAUAGUGAUUGAUCUGCAUGUGGCAAUUCUGAAUACUACAAUAAAAACCGUUCUACAGCUAACAAACGCCUUUCUGUCUGUGUUGUCUCUGAUACGUAGCAGGUAUGUUAUGUAACGACUAUUUGGGGAGGUUAGAUUUAUUGUGU
Messenger RNA from Clarias gariepinus (North African catfish), 3298 nucleotides. RefSeq names its product serine incorporator 2, like (gene serinc2l). The record is from RefSeq and is a predicted model, not a curated record. The transcript has 10 exons. Lineage: Eukaryota; Metazoa; Chordata; Actinopteri; Siluriformes; Clariidae. Gene Ontology annotation, cellular component: membrane. Bases 88 to 1461 code for a protein of 457 amino acids.